Sapajus apella (tufted capuchin) is the source of this 9409-nucleotide messenger RNA. RefSeq names its product plexin A1 (gene PLXNA1). Gene Ontology annotation, cellular component: semaphorin receptor complex. The coding region runs from base 76 to 6045 and encodes 1989 amino acids. NCBI's taxonomy places the organism in Eukaryota, Metazoa, Chordata, Mammalia, Primates, Cebidae. Gene Ontology annotation, biological process: regulation of cell migration; negative regulation of cell adhesion; semaphorin-plexin signaling pathway involved in axon guidance. Gene Ontology annotation, molecular function: semaphorin receptor activity; protein binding. The record is from RefSeq and is a predicted model, not a curated record. The transcript is spliced from 31 exons.
UGGCAGGGCACAGGUGCCAAUGGGGUGUCCUCACGCCAGAUAUCCUGGGGACACCUGGUGUACUCCACAGCUCACAUGGCCUCAGGCUGGGGAGGUGCCCCAGUUCACCCCUGGCUCCUCCUGGUGGGUCAGGUCCUGCCUUCUGGACAUAGAGUUGACACGCUUAGCACAGGAAGGGCUCACACUAGAUCAUGGGAUGGGAUGUGCACGCCUACACGUAUGUUCGGGUGUGUGCUUGCCAGUGGGGGGCUGUGCCUGCAUUCAUAUGCCCUUCCCUGCCCCUUCCCCAGGGCUGAAGCUCCCAGCGCCAUGAAGCUUGCCCCAGCAGGACCGGAGCACCGAGGCCCGAGGUCCCAGCCUGCCAUGCUGCUGCCACCACGGAGCCUGCAGGUGCUCCUGCUGCUGCUGCUACUGCUGGCGGGCAUGUGGGCUGAGGCAGGCUCGCCCAGGGUGGGCAGGGGUCUGCAGCCCCCCUUCCGCACCUUCUCAGCCAGCGACUGGGGCCUCACCCACCUAGUGGUGCACGAGCAGACAGGCGAGGUGUACGUGGGUGCGGUGAACCGUAUCUAUAAGCUGUCGGGGAACCUAACGCUGCUGCGAGCCCACGUCACGGGCCCCGUGGAGGACAACGAGAAGUGCUACCCGCCGCCCAGCGUGCAGUCCUGCCCCCACGGCCUGGGCAGCACGGACAACGUCAACAAGCUGUUGCUGCUGGACUAUGCCGCUAACCGCCUGCUGGCCUGUGGCAGCGCCUCCCAGGGCAUCUGCCAGUUCCUGCGGCUGGAUGACCUCUUCAAGCUGGGCGAGCCACACCACCGCAAGGAGCACUACCUGUCCAGUGUGCGGGAGGCAGGCAGCAUGGCGGGCGUGCUCAUUGCCGGGCCACCAGGCCAGGGCCAGGCCAAGCUCUUUGUGGGCACGCCCAUUGAUGGCAAGUCCGAGUACUUCCCUACACUGUCCAGCCGCCGGCUCAUGGCCAACGAGGAGGACGCUGACAUGUUCGGCUUCGUGUACCAGGAUGAGUUUGUGUCAUCGCAGCUCAAGAUCCCGUCGGACACGCUGUCCAAAUUCCCAGCUUUUGACAUCUACUACGUGUACAGUUUCCGCAGCGAGCAGUUUGUCUACUACCUCACGCUGCAGCUGGACACGCAGCUGACCUCGCCCGACGCUGCCGGCGAGCACUUCUUCACCUCCAAGAUCGUGCGGCUCUGUGUGGACGACCCCAAGUUCUACUCGUACGUGGAGUUCCCCAUAGGCUGCGAGCAGGCGGGCGUGGAGUACCGCCUGGUGCAGGACGCCUUCCUGAGUCGGCCAGGCCGUGCCCUGGCCCGCCAGCUGGGCCUGGCCGAGGACGAGGAUGUGCUGUUCACUGUGUUCGCCCAGGGCCAAAAGAACCGCGUGAAGCCGCCCAAGGAGUCCGCGCUGUGCCUGUUCACGCUCAGGGCCAUCAAGGAGAAGAUCAAGGAGCGCAUCCAGUCGUGCUACCGCGGUGAGGGCAAGCUCUCCCUGCCGUGGCUGCUCAACAAGGAGCUGGGCUGCAUCAACUCGCCCCUGCAGAUCGACGACGACUUCUGUGGCCAGGACUUCAACCAGCCCCUGGGGGGCACAGUCACCAUUGAGGGGAUGCCACUGUUUGUGGACAAGGACGAUGGCCUGACUGCCGUGGCUGCCUAUGACUACCGGGGCCGCACUGUGGUAUUCGCCGGCACACGAAGUGGCCGCAUCCGCAAGAUCCUGGUGGACCUUUCGAACCCCGGCGGCCGGCCUGCACUGGCCUAUGAGAGCGUGGUGGCCCAGGAGGGCAACCCCAUACUGCGAGACCUCGUCCUCAGCCCCAACCACCAGUACCUCUAUGCCAUGACCGAGAAGCAGGUGACGCGGGUGCCUGUGGAGAGCUGUGUGCAGUACACGUCCUGUGAGCUGUGUCUAGGGUCACGGGACCCCCACUGUGGCUGGUGUGUCCUGCACAGCAUCUGCUCGAGGCGGGACGCCUGUGAGCGGGCAGACGAGCCCCAGCGCUUUGCGGCGGACCUGCUACAGUGUGUGCAGCUGACUGUGCAGCCACGCAACGUAUCUGUCACCAUGUCCCAGGUCCCGCUCGUGCUGCAGGCCUGGAACGUGCCUGACCUCUCAGCUGGUGUCAACUGCUCCUUUGAGGACUUCACGGAAUCUGAGAGCAUCCUGGAGGACGGCCGGAUCCACUGCCGCUCGCCCUCUGCCCGGGAGGUGGCGCCCAUCACGCGGGGCCAGGGAGACCAGCGGGUGGUGAAACUCUACCUGAAGUCCAAGGAGACGGGGAAGAAGUUCGCGUCUGUGGACUUUGUCUUCUACAACUGCAGCGUCCACCAGUCCUGCCUGUCCUGUGUCAAUGGCUCCUUUCCCUGCCACUGGUGCAAAUACCGCCAUGUGUGCACACACAACGCAGCUGACUGCGCCUUCCUGGAGGGCCGUGUCAAUGUGUCCGAGGACUGCCCACAGAUCCUGCCCUCCACCCAGAUCUAUGUGCCAGUAGGAGUGAUAAAACCCAUCACCCUGGCUGCUCGGAACCUGCCACAGCCACAGUCAGGCCAGCGUGGAUAUGAGUGCCUCUUCCACAUCCCGGGCAGCCCUGCCCGUGUCACUGCUCUGCGCUUCAACAGCUCCAGCCUGCAGUGCCAGAAUUCCUCGUACUCCUACGAGGGGAACGACAUCAGCGACCUGCCGGUGAACCUGUCGGUCGUGUGGAAUGGCAACUUCAUCAUCGACAACCCACAGAACAUCCAGGCACACCUCUACAAGUGCCCGGCCCUGCGGGAAAGCUGUGGACUCUGUCUCAAGGCUGACCCACGCUUCGAGUGCGGAUGGUGCGUGGCUGAGCGUCGCUGCUCCCUACGACACCACUGCACGGCCGACACACCUGUGUCCUGGAUGCACGCACGUCAUGGCAGCAGUCGCUGCGCCGACCCCAAGAUCUUCAAGCUGUCCCCUGAGACGGGCCCGAGACAGGGCGGCACGCGGCUCACCAUCACAGGGGAGAACCUGGGCCUGAGGUUCGAGGACGUGCGUCUGGGCGUGCGCGUGGGCAAGGUGCUGUGUAGCCCUGUAGAAAGCGAGUACAUCAGUGCUGAGCAGAUCGUCUGUGAGAUCGGGGAUGCCAGCUCUGUGCGGGCCCACGACGCCCUGGUGGAGGUGUGCAUUCGGGACUGCUCACCACACUACCGUGCUCUGUCGCCCAAGCGCUUCACCUUCGUAACACCAACCUUCUAUCGUGUGAGCCCCUCCCGAGGGCCUCUGUCAGGGGGCACCUGGAUUGGCAUCGAGGGAAGCCACCUGAACGCAGGCAGUGAUGUGGCUGUGUCGGUCGGCGGCCGGCCCUGCUCCUUCUCCUGGAGGAACUCCCGUGAGAUCCGGUGUCUGACGCCACCCGGGCAGAGCCCUGGUAGCGCUCCCAUCAUCAUCAACAUCAACCGUGCCCAGCUCACCAACCCCGAGGUGAAGUACAACUACACCGAGGACCCCACCAUCCUGAGGAUCGACCCCGAGUGGAGCAUCAGCAGCGGUGGGACCCUCCUAACAGUCACGGGCACAAACCUGGCCACUGUUCGUGAACCCCGAAUCCGGGCCAAGUACGGAGGCAUUGAGAGGGAGAACGGCUGCCUGGUGUACAAUGACACCAUCAUGGUGUGCCGUGCCCCGUCUGUGGCCAACCCUGUGCGCAGCCCACCGGAGCUCGGGGAGCGGCCGGAUGAGCUGGGCUUCGUUAUGGACAACGUGCGCUCCCUGCUUGUGCUCAACUCCUCCUCCUUCGUCUACUACCCUGACCCCGUACUGGAGCCGCUCAGCCCCACUGGCCUGCUGGAGCUGAAGCCCAGCUCCCCACUCAUCCUCAAGGGCCGGAACCUCUUGCCGCCUGCGCCCGGCAACUCCCGACUCAACUACACAGUGCUCAUUGGUUCCACACCCUGCACCCUCACCGUGUCGGAGACGCAGCUGCUGUGCGAGGCGCCCAACCUUACGGGGCAGCACAAGGUCACGGUGCGGGCUGGCGGCUUUGAGUUCUCGCCAGGGACACUGCAGGUGUACUCGGACAGCCUGCUGACGCUGCCUGCCAUCGUGGGCAUCGGCGGGGGCGGAGGUCUUCUGCUGCUGGUCAUUGUGGCCGUGCUCAUCGCCUACAAGCGCAAGUCACGAGACGCCGACCGCACACUCAAGCGGCUGCAGCUCCAGAUGGACAACCUGGAGUCCCGCGUGGCCCUCGAGUGCAAGGAAGCCUUUGCAGAGCUGCAGACAGACAUCCAUGAGCUGACCAAUGACCUGGACGGUGCAGGCAUCCCCUUCCUUGACUACCGGACAUACGCCAUGCGGGUGCUCUUUCCUGGGAUCGAGGACCACCCUGUGCUCAAGGAGAUGGAGGUGCAGGCCAAUGUGGAGAAGUCACUGACACUGUUCGGGCAGCUGCUGACCAAGAAGCACUUCCUGCUGACCUUCAUCCGCACGCUGGAGGCACAGCGCAGCUUCUCCAUGCGCGACCGUGGGAAUGUGGCCUCACUCAUCAUGACGGCCCUGCAGGGCGAGAUGGAAUAUGCCACCGGCGUGCUCAAGCAGCUGCUGUCCGACCUCAUCGAGAAGAACCUGGAGAGCAAGAACCACCCCAAGCUACUGCUGCGCCGGACUGAGUCAGUGGCAGAGAAGAUGCUGACCAACUGGUUCACCUUUCUCUUGUAUAAGUUCCUCAAGGAGUGUGCCGGGGAGCCACUGUUUAUGCUAUACUGCGCCAUCAAGCAGCAGAUGGAGAAGGGCCCCAUCGAUGCCAUCACGGGUGAGGCACGCUACUCCCUGAGUGAGGACAAGCUCAUCCGGCAGCAGAUUGACUAUAAGACGCUGACCCUGAACUGUGUGAACCCUGAGAACGAGAAUGCGCCUGAGGUGCCAGUGAAGGGAUUGGACUGUGACACGGUCACCCAGGCCAAGGAGAAGCUGCUGGAUGCCGCCUACAAGGGCGUGCCCUACUCCCAGCGGCCCAAGGCCGCAGACAUGGACCUGGAGUGGCGCCAGGGCCGCAUGGCGCGCAUCAUCCUUCAGGAUGAGGAUGUCACCACCAAGAUUGACAAUGAUUGGAAGAGGCUGAACACACUGGCUCACUACCAGGUGACAGAUGGGUCCUCGGUGGCACUGGUGCCCAAGCAGACGUCUGCCUACAACAUCUCCAACUCCUCCACCUUCACCAAGUCCCUCAGCAGAUACGAGAGCAUGCUGCGUACGGCCAGCAGCCCGGACAGCCUGCGCUCGCGCACGCCCAUGAUCACGCCCGACCUGGAGAGUGGCACCAAGCUGUGGCACCUGGUGAAGAACCAUGACCACCUGGACCAGCGUGAGGGCGACCGCGGCAGCAAGAUGGUCUCGGAGAUCUACCUGACGCGGCUGCUGGCCACCAAGGGCACACUGCAGAAGUUUGUGGAUGACCUGUUUGAGACCAUCUUCAGCACAGCACACCGGGGCUCGGCCCUGCCGCUGGCCAUCAAGUAUAUGUUCGACUUCCUGGACGAGCAGGCCGACAAGCACCAGAUUCACGAUGCCGACGUGCGCCACACCUGGAAGAGCAACUGCCUGCCCCUGCGCUUCUGGGUGAAUGUGAUCAAGAACCCGCAGUUUGUGUUCGACAUUCACAAGAACAGCAUCACAGAUGCCUGCUUGUCGGUGGUGGCCCAGACCUUCAUGGAUUCCUGCUCCACUUCUGAGCACAAGCUGGGCAAGGACUCGCCCUCUAACAAGCUGCUCUAUGCCAAGGACAUCCCCAACUACAAGAGCUGGGUGGAGAGGUACUAUGCGGACAUCGCCAAGAUGCCAGCCAUCAGCGACCAGGACAUGAGCGCAUACCUGGCAGAGCAGUCCCGCCUGCACCUGAGCCAGUUCAACAGCAUGAGCGCCUUGCAUGAGAUCUACUCCUAUAUCACCAAGUACAAGGAUGAGAUCUUGGCAGCCUUGGAGAAGGAUGAGCAGGCACGGCGGCAGCGGCUGCGGAGCAAGCUGGAGCAGGUGGUAGACACGAUGGCCCUGAGCAGCUGAGCCCCGGCUGUGACUGUCCAGCAGGACGCAGCACGAGGGUGGCCAAGCAGGGACCAGGGCAGCCCUCGCCGCAUGCGCGUGCAGUGUCUGGUGGCGCUCAGGCCGCCGCAGUGCAGCGACUGACCGGCCCUCCCUCCCCUGUCUCGCCCGGCCGGGUCCCGGCUCUUCCUGUGUGGAGGUGAUGGUACCUGCCACGCCACAGCUGUACACACAGCUGCUUGCUCAGGGGCCGGGGCAGCACUGGGUGCCCAGGCCGGCCAAGGACCUUCAUUGCCUGGCAAGAGUUGCCUGGUGGCCUUCAUGAGAGAAGGGCUGACCUCUGAGGGGCUGAGGGGUGAGGCCAGGACCCUCCAAGGGGGAGGGGUAGCCAGCUUGGGCUGUCCCCUUGAGACCAGGACAAGAGGCUGGGGGUGUCAGCAUUCCUAGCUUCCCAAGCUGCCCCCAGCUGGCAGAGUCUGAGGGUCCAGGGACCCAGUUGGCAGCUGGAGAAAGAGGCGAAAGCCCAUGGCUGGGCAAGAGGAGCUCACGUUGGUCUGGGCCUGUUGCCACCCGCCUCCCCCAUCCAGCACCCAUGCCUGCUGUACCGCUGCCAUCCUCAGAUUCACCGCGUGCUCUGCGCGGCAGAGGCCGGAGUGCCACAUCCACCUCGCCCCAGAGAGGCCAUGCUCCCUCCUAUGGAGGGACUGCGGGCCAGGCUGCUCAGACUCCUGGGUGGCUUCCAGAUGGACCGGGCGGCCCCUCUCUGUCCUCAGGGCUAUGCCUCUGGGAGCCAUUGGGCCAGGGGCCCCAGGUCACAGAGAGCACGUUCCCGUUAUUUAUUCCCCUUCGAGUCCUACAUGGGCUGCCCUGGCAGCUGCCUUCAAGGGUAAGGCCGAGCUCCCUGCUGUGGAGCCCCCGAGGGCAGCCCCUGAGCACUCCUCUCCCUCCACUCCUUGCCCCAGCGGCUUCCAGUGUGGCGUCUCAGCAGUGUCCUGGCCCUUCCAGUGCGGUGAGACAUCUGGGGACUGUUUUGUUUUUAGGGGAGAAAAAUUCCGCUGCACUCUGCUUGGGCCUUGAGUUCUGUGGCAUAGCCCCUCCAGCCCACAGUGGCCUGGAUCUAUCUGGGCCGUGAAUGACGGGCAGUGACCAGAAGGACUGGAGGCCAGUGGUGUCCACCCUUGCCCUCAGCAAGAGAGAAUGCAUUCUUAAAAGAAAGCUGUACAUGUAUAUAUAUGCACAUAUAUAUAUGUGGCUCUAGCCUCAGGCUCCAGCCCCAGUGGGGUACUGUACAGUUAACUGAAGAGGAAUUUUAAAGACAAUUUAGAACAAGAAAAUGAAGGCAGUGGGAAAACAAUGCCAAAUGGUUGUGGAGAAAGUGGCCGCAGCCUCCCUGGAGUGGAGCAGCCCUGAAGCCUGUGCCCUCAACCUGCGAGCCGCUGUUUUGGUUUGAUGUGACAUGGAAAGGACUUCCUGCCGACCCUGAGAGCCUCCGGGUGCCACGGCCCUGCGGGGCAUGCAUGAUUGUGCUAGCGUUUAGUCUGAGUUGAUCUUUUUAAAACUGCAAGUGUUGAAUACUAGAGGUUGUUAGACCCUUUUUUAUGUUUUUUAAUUAAUCAGUCACUUGUAAAAGCAAACAAGCGGUCCAUCCCCUUUUCAAGGUCACUUUUUUGAUGGUACUGAAGAUCCCACAGACUUUAAGGGACAGCUAACUGUGGCCAGACCCAGCCCCGUGUCCUCAGCCAGGCCUGAGGAGAGCACUUGGCCCCAGGGGGUGCCAGUCUUGCAAUCCACCCCUCCUGAGCAGCUUGAGCCAGACACCACCAUAGAGACCCGCCCCUCCCCUGAACACGGGUCAGUGUGGAAUCGGUGACUGCUGACUCAGGGAGCUCCUUGGCCCCUUGGGCACUGUGCCAGGGCUGGGGCCUCCUGCUGCUGUCAUACCCAGCUCAGGCCUGGGUCAGCUUCCACCCCCAGCGGACUGAGAGGGUGGGCUCACUCUCUGGGCAGACUUGGGGGCCAGAGCCGAGGCCAGUCCAUAUGGUGGCUGGGCUGUUUUUUCAGUAGUCCCUAGUGUUGGCUGGGAUUCCCAUCCCUGGGUGCGCCUCCACCUCCCUUCUGAUGCUUCCUGGCCAUGGCGGGGUGGGAGCCUCAGUUUCCCCCAAAGUCUUCCCUGGAUGCUGGCUUCAGGUUGAAGCCCCUGGUUCUUCCAGUUCCUCAUGGGUCAGGUAGGGGCUCCUGCAUCACCUUCGGAAUCCAGUUCCAACCCUCACCCUCCUUAGGACUUGCGCCCUGCUGGGCCCUGCCAGGCUGCCCUUGUCCAUGUGAGUAUCAUGGGCGGGUGGUGGGGACGGCAGUGGUGAUAAAGGGGGUGCACCCACAGGCCCCGUGUGGAAUGGUUCCCACGGGGCGUGUGGCUGGGAUGUGGCCACCGCAGAGCACAUGGCCGUGUCUAGGCGCAAGCACUUUAGCAGUAUCUGUUUACAUGCGCAAGUAUCAAGCCGACUCUACCCGUGUUGUCUACUGGGACAGCAGUCUCUGAGCUACUCCAUACCUCCCUCCGCCAGGUUGUGGAGUUGGGGCCCAGUUCCCACUUGUCACUGGUUCCCACUGUGCUCCAAGCUAUGCAGCACCCGGGAGCUCUGGCCUGGGGCUGGGGUCCCUGGUUGGAGCUGGGGUUUGAGUCUACUCUGUGCCCAGCAGCGGUGAGCGGCUCCCAUGGGCCCUGUGUCUGCAGGGAGCCAGGGCUGCACACAGGUGCUGUGAAACUGACACCCACCUGGCGUCCUGCUGACGCCACUUGCUUUCCACAGCACCUCCUACCCUGCUCCGUGUCCUCCCUCUUUCCGCGCCUGGCUCAGGAGUGCUAGGACAGCUCACGCCUCGGCCUGGGAGCCUGGCCUCUUGAUAUACCUCAAGCUUCCUCCGUGCUCCCUAGCCCCAGGACCACUGGCCCCUUGGCCUGAGGGACUGGGAGCCCCAAGACCUGCAGUGUCGAGUCUGGGGCAGGGCCCUGAGCGGCAUGCCAUCCCAGCUCGGCCUUGCCAAGAGCCUCCGCCCUGGCUUUCUCCCUAUUCUGGAUUCAGUGGCUCACGUUGGUGCUACACAGCUAGAAUAGAUAUAUUUAGAGAGAGAGAUAUUUUUAAGACGAAGCCCACAAUUAGCUGUCCUUUAACGCUGCAGAACCCCCUCCCAGAAGAAGAGCGAUCCCUCCAAUGGUCCAGGCGGGCACCCUCAGCCGGGGCUCCUAGCAGAAGCAGCGCCGCUGACCGCAGGUCCGGCCCUCAGAUGUGUACAUAUACAGCUAUUUCCUAUUUUACUGUUCUUCAGAUUUAGUACUUGUAAAUAAACACACACAUUAAGGAGAGAUUAAACAUUUUUGCUAAAA